Trichomonas vaginalis G3 is the source of this 1257-nucleotide messenger RNA. RefSeq lists its product as uncharacterized. The transcript has a single exon. NCBI's taxonomy places the organism in Eukaryota, Parabasalia, Trichomonadida, Trichomonadidae. The record is from RefSeq and is a predicted model, not a curated record. Bases 1 to 1257 code for a protein of 418 amino acids.
AUGCUGCGCAGAAAGAUAGCCUCAUUCGAAGCCGGUUUUCUUCCAUCAAACUAUAACAUAGCCGUCGGACUCAGAUGUAAGGAUAAAAAGAGUGUUGACUUAGUUGUGGAUAAACUUGCCAAAUCUUUCUGCGGUUUCCACACACAUAUUGAAGGUGAUGAAUUUGUAUUCAAGCCACGUGAUGUCCCAGUAUACAAAUUACCAUCAAAUGUUACUUCCCUUCAAGAUCAAAUUUAUUAUUUGGAAAAUAAUUUCAUGAAAAACCCAUCCCAAAUUAUGAGUUCCAUUGCUAUAUCGGAUAAUAGCGUAGUUUUCUCAUCAUCACAUGGACUUUAUGAUGGAACUACAGUUAAAGAUUUCAUUAAUAGUUUAAGUGACGGAAAAGAAUUGCCAAAGCUCAAGCUUUCUGAAUCUAUUUUUGAUCCAUUCCUCAAAGAAAUCCAAUCCACAAAAUGCACCAUUCCAAAUUACUUCACAGACAAAGAUGCUCUCAGAUUUACAUCAUCUGAUAAUGAUUUCAAGAGUAUUCCAGGAAAUUCAACUGUUAUCAAUGAAAUAUUAUAUGACAACGAGUUCCAGAUCUAUGAUAAGAAAGACAAAAAACUACACGGCUUGACGGAAGCUUCAUUUUCUUCAUUAGUUCUUGCUGUUAGUGCAUUGAAUGGAAAAUUCGAAAAGACAGGAUUGUUGGAAGUUAUUGGAAUGAGGAACAAUGCAAGCAAAAAUCUUGACCUCAGACAAGGACAGUACAUUGCAAAUAUUCCAAUCAGUAUCAAGGCCACAACGGAUACAACUAUUAGAGAAAUGAUGAAUCUUUACAGAAAGGACAUGAAAGAGAAAUUGGCAAACAAAGCAACAUUCCAAUUCAUGAAAGGAAUGAAGGACGGUUUCCCAGAAGGACCAAUCAUCAAUGGAGCACCAAUUAUUUUGUCUUCAAUUGGUAACUUCACUGUACAUGGCCCAUUAACUGAUGCAUAUAUGAUGACAACAUCAUAUGGUGAUGUUCCAUUUGCACAUUUGCCAAUGAUUAUGUACAGUGUUGAUGAUGGUAAAAAGAAGAAGUUUGUUUUAUCUUGCAACUAUUCAACAAAGACGCUUAGUUCAAGAGAAGGAACAGCAUUUACUGCACUUACAGCAUAUUCCUUGAAGAAUAUCGAUCUGAACAUGAAGAUUGGAGAAGCAGUCGAUAGAUUAAUUGAAGAAAAGAAGAACAUUUAUAAGAAGACAAAUACAAUUGAUAGAGUUAUAAAGUUCUAA